Messenger RNA from Trichosporon asahii var. asahii CBS 2479, 636 nucleotides. RefSeq lists its product as uncharacterized. Bases 1 to 636 code for a protein of 211 amino acids. The transcript has 2 exons. Lineage: Eukaryota; Fungi; Basidiomycota; Tremellomycetes; Trichosporonales; Trichosporonaceae. The record is from RefSeq and is a predicted model, not a curated record.
AUGGGCUCUCCUGAGCUGGCAAUCGCAAAUAGCAAAGGGAAGAGUACCGGAGGCAAGGCUCCCCGCAAGGUUCUUGCGUUGGAAGCGGCAGUGAAUCCUCACAGCAAAUAUCUACUCCGGGGCCCGGAUCCUGGUUCAGAGCCACCUCCAGAGUUCCCCUGCCGGAGCUGGCGCUUCGCGGAAGGACGCGGCGACCUCGGCUCCGUCGAACUACGGGUGGGUGUCGCCUGUCAUACCGCCAGUCGCGACUGGGCAACAGCCGAAGCGGAAGGACAAGAUGCGGUGGAUGGGUUGUCCGACACCACGGUCACUUUGGCUAUCGCGGACAAAGCGAUGGAGCUCUUAUACCAGGCCACAACAAAACGCUCAAACCUGCCGAGCCUGGAGGAGAUCGAGGGCAAGAUUGUGAGCGUUCUCGACCUCCUCUACGUGCGUCACGAGGACGCCCGCUCGGCCUGGCUAGAUCACCCGCGUGAGGUGCCGUUCGACUUGGGACCAUACGCCGACGUUCACGAGGCGGUGACUAGGAAGGUUUAUCGGCUGUACGGCGACUGUUCGCAGGAACCCUACAUCUUGGCUUCGAGGGGCGGCAAGAUCGUCCAAAUCCCUAUCGCGGAAGAUACACCAUUGCAAUAG